Messenger RNA from Asparagus officinalis (garden asparagus), 5277 nucleotides. RefSeq lists its product as uncharacterized. Lineage: Eukaryota; Viridiplantae; Streptophyta; Magnoliopsida; Asparagales; Asparagaceae. Bases 4476 to 5087 code for a protein of 203 amino acids. The transcript is spliced from 5 exons. The record is from RefSeq and is a predicted model, not a curated record.
AUUAGAGCCUCGAUCUUGCCGUCCUUCUCUAAUCCUAGCCAUAAAUUCCAUUUCUUUGGAUAAGAGUGAUUGAAAUGGCUCUAGGGUUUGAAUAUUUGCGCAAAAAAAACUGUACUCUUAUAUUUGAUGUUUGCUAAAUUGUAAGCAGGUAGGUAUUGUCUAAUCGUUUCCUCAUUCCUGCGAUGAGAAAGUAAGGUAGUAGGCUGGAGAAUCUUGAGGUAUUGUUCAGGUGGAUGAUUAUCCUAGAAAAGCUUGGGUGGUGUCGAUAUUUUGUGGUAAUCGUGUUUGCAGCCUAGAAUUUAGUAUAUGAUACUUGGGGUUGAUUAUAGAAGGGUGACUAUUACAAAUGAACACAUGGAUGUUCUUUACGAGCAAUCUUCGUCUGCUAUCGCAACUAGAUACGGAUUCGUUAAGAAAAAUUUUCCAAUGACCCAAAAUGUGGGACCAACAAGAUGGACAGUUGAGGUGUCCCCCUCCUAUUGCAUAAUGAGCUGGCCCCCUUUUAUUGCAUAAUUGAUGAUCAGCUCAUUAUGCAAUAGGAGGGGGACACCUUAUAAUUGAUGGCCAGCUCAUUAUGUAAUAGGAGGGGGACAUCUCAACUGUCCUUGAUGACUAACUCAUUAUGCAAUAGGAGGGGAUACCUCACUUGUCCCCCAUGUUGGUCUCAUAUUUUGGGUCACUGUAGCAAAGCUCAUUCGUUAAAUUGAUGUUAUCAUAUGUGUAAUAUGCCUGACCCAUCCUUUUGCAAUCCUGGUUUUCUUUUCCCAAGGAGAUGGUGGUAUCGGUUUCUUAUCUUCUUGUGAGGUCAAAAUAAACUAUGAGUUCUUGUUCAUUCAUGUUCCGAAGGUUAAGCCAUAAGCCACAUCCAUACUUGUGUUGAUUUGUUUUGGUGUUAUCCAUGAAAACAGUCGAAUACUAGUAGUUGAAAGCAGCAGGUAUGUUGACUGGUUUUCUUUUACUUUACUUUUUUUUCCCUUCUUCUAUUUGUAGGAUCACCAUAUUAAGGUGGCAUAUUUUUCCUUGGCAUUAUGUAGUAACAUCAUCAUCACGCGAUUCACAUUUAGCAUUAUCCAUGAUCAUCUAGACUUGAAAUGAUUAUUAGAUAUAAUAUUCUUCAUGCUGUAUCAUCUUUUAUUGCAAGCAAACCUGUUUUUCUGAGACUUGCAUCUAGAUUUAUUUAACUGAAAAUGUCCACCUUGGAUCCAACCAAAUCAAGGGAAAAUGGGAACAGAAGGUGGACAUUUUUAAAAAUAGUACUUUCGAUUAUGCAAACAUGAAAAAUCUUCAUCAGAAUGUUCUCAUAUAACACUCAUAUGCUAAUUUUGUAGCUUUGUAACUGUUAAUGUUUGUUGAAUUUAGUGUUAAACCUAUCCAAAUUCUAUUUUUAAAAUAGAACUGAGAAACGUUUGAAUUAGAUUAGAUAGUGUUAACAGUAAACUUAACAAAUAUUAAUGGUUAGAAAGCUCUAGAAUUAACAAGUGAAUGUUAUAUUGGAACAUUUGGGAGAAAAUUUCAUUUUUUCAUAAUAGAGGAUACUAACGUGCUAGUUUUAAACAACUUUAAGAGUAUAUAAAUGCGACAAAAACAAUCGAGGUUAUAUAAGUGCAUAGUGAGUGAAAAUAUAAGGUGUUUAAGUGAAGUUUAGCCUUUUAAGACUGUAAUAUAUAGUGAUGUGGCAUUGGGUUUUAGGUUUGGAGAAUCUUCAAUGUAGUAGAUUGUUAUAGACUAUUGUUUUAUCUUUGUUUUUUUGACAAAAGAUAUACCACAAGAUUUUGAUUAUAGAUUUGGUUAUUACAUAUGCUUAAGAGACUCUGAGCACAUUAGAAUUCUUUUCAAUGGUCCAAUUAUUCAGAUGAAGUGAAAUGAUCUCAUUUCAAUAAAUUUCCAAGAAAGAACGAAGAAAAAAAGAAUCCAACUGCUCAAGUACUGAUGUCAUUAAUUUUGUAAUACCCCAAAACAUAGUCCCACAUCGGAUAUUGAUUUGAGAGUUUGAAUGGUUUACAAUGUAAGUCCAAGGAGUCAAGUGCAACAUUAACUAGUCAAUUUUCGCAAUUGAUUGAGUCAAACCAUGUGUUGCACUCAGUGGCUCCAAUGCUUACAUCGCGUCAACGGGCUCGCGGCUGGGGCGUGACAAAUGAUAUUAUAGCAUUUAGCCAACCGGAAGUGUGAAGCUAAGUGUUAUAUAGGACUAUGUGUUACCUCGUGUGAGCAUGAUGGGAGCCACCUCUAGAACCCGUAGAAGCUAUCUCUAGAGUUUACAUUGCCUAGUGGUGAUAUUGGGAUGUGCUUAUUUCGCGGCGAGGAUGCGCUUGUAUAAGGUGGGGUGAUUGUAUCCCAAAAGAUAGUCCCACAUCGGAUAUUGAUUGAAAGUUUAAGUGGUUUAUAAUGUAUGUCCAAGGAGUCAAGUGCACUAUCCACUAGUCAACUUUGACAGUGGAUUGAGCCAAACCAUGUGUUGCACUCAUUUGGAUCUCAUAGCAUGCAUCGUGUCAACGAGCUCGCAGGCCUGGGGCGUGAUAGUUUGAGUAUUUGCACGAUAUCCAGCAUCUAUCAUGCCACUAUUGCUAAUGCUGUUAUAUCUUUAUAGUGCCAGUACUUGUUGUACUGCAGGUGAUAUUUAGAACUCGAAUAUAUCACUGUAAUGUUUAUUCUUCUUGCAAUUUAAGCCUGGACAUCUUGAAGGACAGUUGGAGUCCCACCUUAACAAUUUCAAGAGUGCUAAUAGCUAUCAAAGCCAUCUUCAUCAAUCCUGAUCCAUGAAAGUGCAUAGCUACCAUGUCUUUCCAUGGAAUUCUUUAUUGAAUUAUCCUUUUGCGAGGCUUAUUUCAAGAUUUUUUGCCGCUGCUUAUUCGGACUCCUUUAUGCAGAUAACCCACUUGUUUCAAGCAUUGCUUACUUGACUGAUAGAGCUCAUCAUGAGAUACCUUCACAGUUCACUAUGCUUUUUGCUCGUUGAGCUGUGAGCUACUAGAUUGUCACUCAGGUAGCAUUUGGCCUUCAGAUACUAGAGAUUUGUAUUAGUUUGUGAUCUGGUAUGGAAGUUCAGAUAUUCGUUCUGCAUGUAAAACCUUUUCUGGGAGCUGCACCCUUGUUGCACUACUCGCAUUUCAGAUUUUAUUUGAAGAUGUACUAAUACUGUGCGUAGUGUCUAUUUUGCGUGUGAAAUACGACAUCCGUGUACAUAAAUUUGUCAAAUUUCAAAUUUAGUGAAUAGAUGUAGCCUAUGAAUUUGUAUAAAUUAAUCAAUCUGCAGGUGUUUUCCUAGAUUCAUAACUUUCCUGUAGUAAUAAGGAAAGCACAUUGGAUAUUUGUGAUGCUUUUUCAUGUCUUAUAGUCCGAACAAUCAGCAUAGUUGUUGCCUGAAUUGAUACCUGUUUUCUGGCAACUUGGUAACUUGUCUAUUACCAAAUUUGUUGUGGGUCACAGGGGUUUGUUCAAUAAUCAUAUGCGUAGGCACCUAGAUGUAUAUACAUGUUUUUGGUUGAUAUCAUAUUGAAAAGAAAUUAAAAAGAAGGAUAGGAAGGAAGGCCAAAGAGAAAAAAGGGUGUGUGCUACCAUCUUCCUGUCUACUAUGAUGAACUUAAGUACAUGGAACUUCUAUUUUUUUAUCAGUAAGUGUCGGGAGUGUGUCCACCUACCAUCUUCCUGUCUGCCCUAAUGAACUUAGUACAUGAAACUUCUAUAUUCAAUGCUUCAUCACCAAGUUACGUUUUUUGUAUUUUUUAUAGCAGUCUAUCUCAGACACUAACCAAAAGCAACUAUGGAGGUAAUUGAUCUUUUAAUUAACUUAACCUGUAAACCAGCACUCUAAAAAUAUUUUAUUAGGGAGAAGCUAUCCUCAGCCGCCUUGGUGCUAGCUUUCCUCUUAAUUGUCGACCAUGGCAAGGAAAUCUGAACUGAUCAAACAUUCUUCUAAUCCGUGGAUUUCCAACCAAAAAAAAGCCUCAAGUGGGCAGACAACCUGUGAAGCGAAGAAAAUGAGUUGCCAUGAAAGUCAAAGAAGCUAUCCUUCAUCCAUUGGUUCUUUAAAUCAUGAGUCAGCUGCUAAGAAGAGAAACGGUAUGUACACUUGUAUCCAAAAAUCUCCUGUUCGAGAUAAUGAGCUGCAGAAAGACAGCAGCAGCUUCCUGCUCAUUGCUGAAGGGAUUAUGAAGCAAAGCAUUAGACAGUAGAAUGUUAUCAAUACUGAAACCAAUCAACAUGUCAGGUGCAAGAUGAAGGCCACAAUCCCAGUCAAGUUCCCGAGCAAGGUACAAAAUGAGGGUCUAUGGUGUGUUCAUUGUGAAUUUUGUGAUGCAGGAAUGGAGAUUGAUAAUAGGUUGUCUGUGGUAUGCUCCUAAAUAUGAAAGUCUUAAAACCCUUCAGGGUUUUUAGAGGUUUUAGAUCCAUGUCUGGCCCAGGUUUAUGGCUUAAAGAAACUGAGGAAUAUGAAAGCUAGCUGAAAAGUUCACUAGGAUCACACUUUUCUUCAAAUAAUGUCCAGGUCUAACAAAAGGCAAAUCAAAGAAAGAGUUGAUCUUUCAAUUAACUUUGCAAAUGACGUACCACCUAUCACAGUCAUGGCAAGCAAACCUGAACUUAUCAAGCAUCGGCACUAUGAUCCAAGCAUGUCCAAGAGAACAAGGAAACCUCAACUGGCUACAAAAGUCUCUCUGAAUCGAGAUGAUGAGCUGCCCAAGGAAAGCAACAGCAUCAAUAACUCAUCAGAUAGCUCUCUGAAUCAAGAAGACGACCUGCUCAAGGAAAAGAACAUCUUUCAUCAACUGUCUCUAAUCUCUCUCGACCAAGAUGAUGAGCUGCAGAAGGACGACAAUGGAAUUCCACGAUCAUCGCUGAAGGAGUUGAUGAAUCAUGGAAAUGGACGAGAGGAAGUUGCCAAUACUGAAACUAAUCAAGGGGAUGAAAUUGGUGGUGAGAUGACAGCAGCAAUUUCAGAGGAUAAGAACGGUCUUGCUCUUGUGCCAAUACAAGGAGAGGGCGGAGUCAAAAGAGGUGGAAUGAUGAGUAGAUACGUAAAAGUUUUGAGCCAUUUUAUCAAGGCGAAGCAUUCAAAGAAAAAAACAGGGAUCCGGCUAUUGAAGCCAUAAAAGAGCAGCAUACAAGUUGGGUAUUAUCUAGUAUAAUGUAAAUUUCAUUUAGAUCUUUGGUGGGAUUUCUUCGCUCAGAAGAUCAUAUACUGGUGAAAAUGUUGGGAUAUGCUACCUGAGUGCUUCUAUGGGAUUUUACUGAACUAACGCCCAUAAUAAUAAUAAUAAUAAACCUUUUGGAUCAGUUUUA